ACCAACAACCCAAAUGCUGUCCACUGUGUUCGAUAUGACCAUUUCUGAGCUCUGCCCCACUUCUGCGCCCUUCUUUGGUUUUAUGGGAGUUGCUGCUUCUAUCAUCUUUGCCAAUCUUGGCUCUGCCUACGGAACGGCGAAGGCUGGAGUGGGUGUAUGCUCGAUGGGUGUCUUCAGACCUGAUGCUGUCAUGAAGAAUAUGUUGCCUGUCAUUAUGGCUGGUAUUUUGGGUAUCUACGGACUUAUUGCCUCCAUCAUUAUGGUGUAUGUCAUCACUCCUCCUGGUGCUGAUGGAACCCACUACUCUAGCUUCUCUGGCUACGGACACCUCGCUGCGGGUCUCAGCUGCGGUCUCUCGUGCCUGGCUGCGGGUCUGUCCAUUGGUAUUGCCGGAGAUGCCGGUGUUCGCGCUUGUGGUCAACAAGAGAGAAUCUUCGUCGGUAUGGUGCUGAUGCUGAUUUUCGGAGAGGCUCUUGCUCUGUACGGUCUGAUUGUGGCCAUUGUCAUUGUCACUGUCACGGGAGUCAAGUGUUAAGUUAGUU
Molecule: messenger RNA, 542 nt
Organism: Blastocystis hominis
Lineage: Eukaryota; Bigyra; Opalinata; Blastocystidae
Exons: 4
Coding region: 83-535 (150 amino acids)
Biological process (GO): proton transmembrane transport
Cellular component (GO): proton-transporting V-type ATPase, V0 domain
Molecular function (GO): proton-transporting ATPase activity, rotational mechanism
Source: RefSeq, a predicted model, not a curated record